This is a messenger RNA of Telopea speciosissima, 1149 nucleotides long. RefSeq lists its product as uncharacterized. The transcript has a single exon. NCBI's taxonomy places the organism in Eukaryota, Viridiplantae, Streptophyta, Magnoliopsida, Proteales, Proteaceae. Bases 192 to 887 code for a protein of 231 amino acids. The record is from RefSeq and is a predicted model, not a curated record.
AAUCAGCCGGGCAACAAUGUAAAAAACACCUCUUCCGCUCUCUCUCUCGCACGCGAGACAUCUGGCUCUUCCCAUCUCAUCCCUUCUCUGCUCUUUGAAGUUGUGGAGCGAAGUCGAGACUCGAUAGGAAUCAGUGUUCGAAAGAAAACCUCUCCAGGCCCCAAGGCUCCAUCAAUCUCUUCUUCUUCGAUAUGGAAAAGGAGAUGGGGAUGCCUGUGGCUUCCCUCCAUAAGAACAGCUCAUCGUCUUCGACGGUCCGGUUUCUUGGCCUCCUAAAACAGCCGGAUUCCGAUUCGGUGCCCUUGGAAUUGGACGAAAGCGAGGUGGUUUGGUCAGCUGAGCUCUCCGAUUCCCCUCAAUCUGAUUCCCUCGGUUCGAUUCGCUCUUCCUCCUCUACUGUACUACCGACUUCCCCUCCCGAUCAUCGCCACCGCCAAUAUCGGCCGGAAAGAUUCGGUCUUUCGGCAGCUUUGUCGGACGACCGCCGCCCGCUUGUGCAGAGAAAACCAUCCCUGAAUCCUUCACUGUCCGCCGCUAGUGCGGCAAGAACGAUUCCACCAGUGCCCGUUCCACGCUCCGGGGGAUCAACCUCUGAAGACUUUUCAAACUCAUCUUCAGGCAGAACCAAGUUUCAUCAGUCUGCUCCAGUGAACGUGCCAGUCUGGAUUAGGGGGGUUGUCAAUGGAGGCCAUGGAUCUUCCAAUUUGGGGACUUUCAACGAGGACGAUGAGGACACGGUGGAGGAGAUGCUACCACCGCACGAGAUCGUGGCAAGGUCACAUGCCACCACUUUCUCUAUGUUCGAAGGGGUGGGGCGGACACUCAAAGGAAGGGAUCUACGCCGUGUCCGGAAUGCCGUUUUCCAGAAGACAGGUUUUCUAGACUGAAACUUGAAACCCCCAGUGACCUUAUCUCUAUGCCGCUUUUUAUUUAUUUGGUGAUGCAUCUCCUGUCAAAACGUUCCUCACAGGAAAUUGUAAUAUUUCAGGUCCUCUUUUUAUCUAUAUUUUUUUUGGAAACUUUUGUUCAUAGGGGAAUUCGUUGUCUUUGUGUUAAUUAUGGUUGAUUACAUUUUUUCAUGAAUUGAUACUUGAUGUCAACUUGUAUUUAUUAGACUGGAAAUUUAAGAAGAAAGGUUUGGCUUUCCAA